This is a messenger RNA of Rosa rugosa (rugosa rose), 609 nucleotides long. RefSeq lists its product as uncharacterized. The transcript is spliced from 2 exons. The record is from RefSeq and is a predicted model, not a curated record. The coding region runs from base 57 to 485 and encodes 142 amino acids. NCBI's taxonomy places the organism in Eukaryota, Viridiplantae, Streptophyta, Magnoliopsida, Rosales, Rosaceae.
AAUACCAUCAGAAUUCAGAAAGGCAAAAAAAAAAAAAAAAAAAAUCCAACUUUGCCAUGGAGUUUGAUUUGAGUCCUCAGUUCAACUUUGACAUGGGCAUGAACGCAAAACCCAGUCUUGAAUUUCUUGAGGAGGAUGAUGAUGAAUUCUAUGCUGAGAUGAGGAGGCAGAUUAUGAUUUUGACUGGAGAUCAGAAUGAUGAUUUUCCAGAGACCAAAAUCGUUAAGCCAUCUUAUGCUAGUGUCACAAAGCCAUGUAGCUUAAGCUCCACAUCAUCACAAGGCAGUAUGAGCUUGUGGCAAAAUGAGUACAUUACUAAUUCAGUAGCAGUACCAGUUCAGCUUGCAAAUUCGUGGGGAAAUAGCACUGGGACUGGAGUUUUCAUCCCUCAAAGUACUGGAAGAUCCAGAAGAAAUUACAAGCCAAGAACAGGAGGAAGGGUGAAUGACAGAAAAGUUUACAAGCGAGUGGAGAACAAGCACUGAUCAUGAAAACAAGUUAUUGCCUGCAAUUUAUGUCUCACCCAGAAAUUUUAUCAAUAAAUUGGAUAAGUUAAGCUAGUUAUAUUCUUUUUAGCCCAGAUUAUUUAGAAGCAAUAAGAAAGAGUAU